This is a messenger RNA of Canariomyces notabilis, 1659 nucleotides long. RefSeq names its product MFS general substrate transporter. NCBI's taxonomy places the organism in Eukaryota, Fungi, Ascomycota, Sordariomycetes, Sordariales, Chaetomiaceae. The record is from RefSeq and is a predicted model, not a curated record. The coding region runs from base 1 to 1659 and encodes 552 amino acids. The transcript is spliced from 2 exons. Gene Ontology annotation, molecular function: transmembrane transporter activity. Gene Ontology annotation, cellular component: membrane. Gene Ontology annotation, biological process: transmembrane transport.
AUGGACACAGACACGGAGCGGACUCCGCUGCUGGCCGGCACGCCCACGCCAACCGCCAACACCGCCGCCGCCAAAGGAACCUUUCAAGGCUCUCCGACCUCGCAAGAGAACGUUUCCCCCGACUAUGGUAGCUACAACGGGCAUAAUGACUCCGCCACGGGGCCUGACCCCCUCGCCCACCUCCGCGACGUCCUCCGCCCCAGGGUGCUCUUCCUCGCAUUACUAGGCGUAUUCCUCGUCGAGCUCGGCGUCGCCAUGAUGAUACCCCCCAUGAAUGCCAUCAUGGAGAGCAUCAUCUGCCGCCAAAAGCACCCGGAAAUCUUCCUCCCGCCUUCAGCCUCGCCCAGCAUCGGCGAAAGCUUCCACGGGACGGCGGGCACGUGGAUACGGCAGAUCACCGGGGGCAUCUUUCUCACGGAUGACCCAGUCUGCAAAUACCCGGACGUACAGGGCUAUCUUGCGAUGCUAAAGGGCUGGGCUGCCGCGUUUGAUUGUAUCCCGGGUAUCGUGGGCGCAGUGCCGUACGGGAUCCUAUCUGAUCGGUGGGGGAGGAAGGGCGUGCUGGCGAUCAGUAUGUUGGGGAUCUGGUUGUCGCAGGCGUUUAUUCCUGUAGUGUUCUCCUUUUCGGAAGUGAUGCCACUAUGGACGAUAUGGUUUGCAUCGGCGUUUCAACUGAUCGGUGGUGGUGGGGCCGUUGCGACGGCCAUGAUUUAUACCCUCAUCGCUGAUGUGGUGUCAGUUGAGAGCCGUGCGAGCGCCUUCUUGCAGGUUGGCGCCGUUUUCCUCACCGCCCAGAUGAUUGGUGGUCCUUUAGCUGGUCUCAUGAUGGUCUGGAACCCUUGGAUUCCACUCCUCGUUGCCGUAGCUAUCCUCAUCCUGGCCAACUUCAUUGCUCUGGUUAUCCCCGAGACUCUUGGUGUCCACGGCCAGCAAACGACGCCCCGGCCUGAGUCCGAGAAUGGAGACGGAAUUUCCAAGCGGCACAAGCUCUGGCAUAAGGCCCGUUCUGCUCUAGCCGAAACGUGGGCCUUUGUUAUCGGCAACCAGCGUGUGGCAUUCUUGAUGCUUUCACUGGUUUUUGUCGUUCUGGGCCGAUUUGUCAGCGACUUGUUGCUUCAGUACGCAACGGAUCGAUACGGUUGGACGUGGAGCAAGGCAUCCAUGAUUCUGUCAAUCGGGACCGCAGGAAGCCUGGUCACGCUCAUGGUCUUGCUGCCCGGCACGAGCUGGCUUUGCAUUCAUCGUUUUGGCAUGCCGGGAGUCUCGACAGAUCUCUGGUUGUCCCGAUGGUCAGGCGUGGUGCAGAUUCUGGGCUGCUUGAUCAUUGCUGCCGCAGGAAAUGGCGUGUUCUUCUCAUUUGGGCUGAUAUGGUUUGCUCUUGGAUCGGGCAUGUCGAUGCUAAUCCGGUCCCUCAUCACUGCACUCGUCGAGGAACACCACGUCGGUACCGCCAACACACUUGUCGGCUUCAUGGAGAUGGUGGGUCUGACAGUGGCUGGUCCGCUGCUGGCCAAGAGUCUCAGCGUUGGGCUCGAUCUGGGCGGGCCGUGGGUCGGUCUACCAUUUCUCACCGGCGGCUCCUUUUUUGCUACCUCAACCAUAAUACUCUGGGUGUUCAGGUUGCCCAAUACUCGCGGGUCAGCAGCUGAGCCUUCAUGA